Molecule: messenger RNA, 3189 nt
Organism: Anguilla anguilla (European eel)
Lineage: Eukaryota; Metazoa; Chordata; Actinopteri; Anguilliformes; Anguillidae
Gene: ddx23
Product: DEAD (Asp-Glu-Ala-Asp) box polypeptide 23
Exons: 17
Coding region: 109-2544 (811 amino acids)
Biological process (GO): mRNA splicing, via spliceosome
Cellular component (GO): catalytic step 2 spliceosome
Molecular function (GO): RNA binding; ATP binding; RNA helicase activity
Source: RefSeq, a predicted model, not a curated record
CAGAAUUGAUCACGUGUUUGUUGCUUUGGUUUUGCAAUAUGGCUGCUUCGUAGGAACGCCGACAUAACGUAGCUGAAUUAGCAAACUAUUUUGUUCUGUGGAAUAAAGAUGGCUGGGGAACUUUCCGAAAAGAAGGAAGCCGAGGCCUCGGUGAAGGAGCGCGACAGGAAACGCAGCCGAUCUAGAUCCAGAGAGCGUGAGCGCAGGGGUUCUCCUGGCAAAGAGCGAAAGCGCCACCGCUCGCGCGAGCGGAGGAGAUCCCGCAGCCGCUCCAAAUCUGCAGAAAGAGACCGGCGUCAGAAAGACAAGGAGAGGGAGAAGGACCGAGACCGGACACGCAAGGACCGGGACCGUGACAAGGACAGUCAUCGCCGUGACAAAGACCGUAGCAGGAAGUCAAGGAGUACAUCCCCUAAGUCCAAAGAUGGCAAGAUAAAGAGAGAAAAGGAUAUGAAAAAAGAGGAGGAUGAAGAGGACAAUAAGAAGAAAGAGAAGGUGCAGCCUCUUUCUCUGGAGGAGUUGUUGGCGAAGAAGAAAGCAGAGGAGGAGGCAGAAGCCAAGCCCAAGUUCCUGUCGAAGGCGGAGCGUGAGGCGGAGGCGAUAAAGCGGAGGGAGCAGGAGACGGAGGAGAGGAGGAAGAUGCUGGAGGACGAGCGGAAGAAGAGGAGGGUGUUCCAGGACAUCGGGAGGAAGAUGAUGGAGGACCCCCAGGAGCGCGAGCGGCGUGAACGCAGGGAGCGCAUGGAGAGGGAGAACAACGGCAACGAGGAAGACGACGGGCGGCAGAAGAUCCGCGAGGAGAAGGACAAGGGCAAAGAGCUGCAGGCCAUUAAGGAACGGUACCUAGGCGGAGUGAAGAAGAGGAGGAGGACGCGACACCUGAACGACAGGAAGUUUGUGUUUGAGUGGGACGCCUCUGAGGACACGUCCAUCGAUUACAACCCCAUAUACAAAGAGAAGCACCAGGUGCAGCUGUACGGGCGUGGCUUCAUUGCCGGGAUUGACCUAAAGCAGCAAAAGAGAGAUCAGUCCCGUUUCUACGGAGAUCUGAUGGAGAAGAGACGCACGCUGGAGGAGAAGGAGCAGGAGGAGCUGAGGCUGAAGAAGGUUCGGAAGAAGGAGGCGAAGCAGCGCUGGGACGACAGGCACUGGUCCCAGAAGAAGCUGGAUGAGAUGACGGACAGGGACUGGAGAAUCUUCCGGGAGGACUACAGCAUCACCACCAAGGGGGGCAAGAUCCCCAACCCCAUCCGCAACUGGAAGGAGUACAACCUUCCCCCCCACAUCGUGGAGGUCAUCGACAAGUGUGGCUACAAGGAUCCUACUCCCAUCCAGAGGCAGGCCAUCCCCAUCGGCCUGCAGAACAGGGACAUCAUCGGUGUGGCCGAGACUGGCAGCGGCAAGACGGCCGCCUUCCUGAUCCCUCUGCUGGUCUGGAUCACCACCCUGCCCAAGAUCGACAGGAUUGAGGACUCGGACCAGGGGCCGUACGCAGUGAUCCUGGCCCCCACGCGUGAGCUGGCCCAGCAGAUCGAGGAGGAGACCAUCAAGUUCGGGAAGCCGCUGGGAAUCCGCACCGUUGCGGUGAUUGGAGGCAUCUCAAGAGAGGACCAAGGCUUCCGCCUCAGGAUGGGCUGCGAGAUUGUGAUCGCCACGCCCGGUCGUCUGAUCGACGUGCUGGAGAACCGCUACCUGGUCCUGGGCCGCUGCACCUAUGUGGUCCUGGACGAGGCCGACCGCAUGAUCGACAUGGGCUUCGAGCCCGACGUGCAGAAGAUUCUGGAGUACAUCCCCGUCACCAACCAGAAACCUGACACAGACGAGGCCGAAGACCCGGAGAAGAUGAUGAUGAACUUUGAAUCGGGAAAACACAAGUACAGACAGACGGUGAUGUUCACGGCUACCAUGCCCCCGGCAGUGGAGCGGCUGGCUCGCAGUUACCUACGGCGCCCCGCGGUGGUGUACAUCGGCUCUGCAGGCAAACCGCACGAGAGGGUGGAGCAGAAGGUCCUGCUGAUGUCAGAGGGAGAGAAGAGGAAGAAGCUUCUGGAUGUUCUGGCGCGAGGCUUUGAGCCACCCAUCAUCAUCUUCGUUAACCAGAAGAAGGGCUGCGACGUACUGGCCAAGUCCCUGGAGAAGAUGGGGUAUAACGCCUGCACACUCCACGGCGGUAAGGGGCAGGAGCAGAGAGAGUUUGCGCUCUCCAACCUGAAGGCCGGAGCGAAGGACAUACUGGUGGCCACAGACGUGGCCGGCCGAGGUAUCGACAUUCACGACGUCUCCAUGGUGCUCAACUACGACAUGGCCAAGAACAUCGAGGACUACAUCCAUCGUAUCGGCCGUACGGGUCGCGCUGGGAAGAGCGGCGUGGCGGUGACCUUCCUCACCAAGGAGGACUCCACCGUCUUCUACGACCUGAAGCAGGCCAUCCUGGAGAGCCCGGUCUCCACCUGCCCCCCCGAGCUGACCAACCACCCCGACGCCCAGCACAAACCCGGCACCAUCCUCACCAAGAAGAGGAGGGAGGAGACCAUCUUCGCCUAACCCUAACCACCCCGACGCCCAGCACAAACCCGGCACCAUCCUCACCAAAAAGAAUGGUGCUCCAUCCUCUGUUGUCUGCUUUUCCUUCUCUCUUUGUGUAGCCCUUUAAUGGCUCCUUUCGUCUCUUAUUCCACCUCUUCCAUGGCAUCAGAAACCAUGGGAACAGCAUAAGGGGUGGGGCAUGGGGAAUUACGGCAACAGAAUAAGGGAGCUGAGCAUCAGAAAUCAUGGGAAUAGCGGAAGGGUUGGGGUACUGGAAACCAUGGGAACAGCAUACCAUUAGCUGGAGACUGGCAGUUACUGGUCUGAACUGUUCAUUAGUGAGGAGGAAAGAUGCCCCCCAGACCAAGAUCCAUGUUUAAUGUGUGCAAGGCCACAAACGACCAUUUUAUACAAGGAUACAGUGUAUAUUUAGUUACUUGCUAACUGGGUUUAAUUUUUCUCUUUUGAAGUUUUCACUUGUGAAAAGAAACUUGAAGAACUAUAAACUUCAAUCACUGCUAAAGCCCCCAUUUUGUCAGGUUGUUCUGAUGGGGAGUAUACUGUUUCUGUGAACUCGGAAUUGUAACUAAUGUAAGGUGAAGUAUGUUGAAGAAUUGGUCUGAAAUGUGUCAGUGUUUCAAUAAAUUCAAUUUUUGACCUUUU